Messenger RNA from Vitrella brassicaformis, 1295 nucleotides. The record is from the annotation of a GenBank genome assembly. Lineage: Eukaryota; Vitrellaceae.
GCAAAACCAAUUGGACCAUCCAAAUCGAGUUUCGUAGCGAUAUUCCGAUAAUGGCGAGCAGAUCUGCGGUGAUAACGGUCGUGUUCGCUCACAUUGCCCUCUGCGGCACGGCGGCGGGCGAAGCCAUAUACGAUAACCAGGGCCUCGGUACGUUGGUGACAGAAACGGGGGGGGAAAGGGCAGCAGAUCUACGUGCGGUGAGCGCCUCGUGUGUAGGGAACGGAUAUGCCGGGGCCUGCGAGGGGAAGAAGUGCGCCAUCGGCGGAGAACUCAGCGUCAAGUAAGAGAGGAAGGAUGCCAGUGGAUGGCUGGAACAGGUGCACAGAUCCCUCGGUGGAUGGCGUAUGUGCGCUUGCAGGGAGGGGCCUGAGAUGGGAUCCCUGUGCUACCUGCCAUUGGGCAAGCAGGCCAAGGCGUACAAGAAUGAGGACGGGAUGGACCUCGAAUUCGGCGCUGAAGUCUUGUGUUCUUACUCACAGUACAGGUUCUCGGACUUCCCCAAAGAAGGCCGGCCGGCCUGUGUCUUCUACAGCACGACGACCGGCGACCAGCACGUGAUCGUAAGUAACCAAAACAAAAGACCAGUGGUUCAUUCAACGUGUGAAAGCGUUUGUGUCUUCCCGAGGUCCGGAUGCAAAUGCAGGUUGGCACGAAGAUGAUUUUUAUGAAGGACGCUGAGAAGCUGGACUACCCCGAGUGCGGUUUCCAACUCUGAGCUGGUACGUCAACAACACACGGAAACGUGUAUGUAUGUGUAUGUAAUGUAUGUUUUCCCCUACCCCCAUUCCGUGCAGCCAAGGCAUCACACCACGGCAAAUCAGGCGGCAGCAAAUAGCUAGCUAUCUGCAGCAGCAUUAUACAUUUUCUUUCUCUGGACAGGACAUGACAUACAUACACACACACACACGAGGUUCCUCACACGCACACACACCGAGGGUUUUGGUCGCUGUUUGCAGUGUGUUUGCGUGUGGUUUGAGUACCUUGAUCGGCUGGCUGCCUGUGUGCGUGUGCGUGUGCGUGUAUGUGCAGUGGCCUGUGUGUGAGUGUGUCUGAAAUAAAUGGGCGCGCGGGGUAGUCAAUUAAUCAAACAGAGGUCGGCUGGCUGGCUGUCUGUCUGACUGCGAUGGCCUGGACUGGCUGACUGCAUGGAUGCCGCUGAUAUUUGCAUUGGCCGUCUGAUGGACAAACACGACACACGACCUUUUUUCUCCGUUAACUUUACCCCCUCCAGACCAACAGCACAGCUCGCACAUUCAGAAGGUUUACUUGUCGUCAUGCCCCGCCUUUCGCAGCUU